AUGUCGCCCUCUAUCCUCAUGGACACUUCCGACGACUUCGUCAUGCCCACAUCCAAAGUCCCUCAAACCCUCAAACGAACACUGCUGCUUUCGCCACCUUCAAUAUCAUCCCACCAAGAGAAAUUGACCAGCGUCUUACAAAGCUAUGAUAGAUCAGUCACGGACUUGCAGAUGCUGGAUAGGCUGUCAGUGGGGCUGGUUUCGCUCCCUUCCUCAACCUAUGACCUCAUUCUGAUCCUUUCCGAUGCGGAUGGAUCUCGCCGCGAAAGCCAACCUCUCCUCGGUCGGGCGGUGUUUUCUCUGCUGGUUGCAGCAUUGAAGGACGGUGGACAACUCCGCAGCCAGGAUGGGCAACUUGGGGAAUAUGAUAUUGCUGAGAAAAAUGAAGGCAUUCUUGCUGGACUGUCCUUCGAAUCUGGAGUGGGAUUCGUCAAGCCCAAGGCUUGCGCGCAGGAGACUGUCCCAUUGAAAUUUGGAAGGAAGAAUGCCUCUCAAGCAGCAGGUGGACUUCGCAAUGGAAAUGUGGACCAUGUCUCUCUGCCCUUGAGUGGAAAGCGGAAGGUUGAAGAAGAAGUUCCAGCGGGUGUGGGCUUCGACGACGGAAACAACGGCUCAGAUGAUGAGCUAAUCGAUGAAGAUGAGUUGAUGGAAGACGAGGACUUCCAACGACCGAUCAAGAUUCCAACCGAGUGUCAACCCAAGGCCAAGAGGCGACGAGCGUGCAAAGAUUGCUCAUGUGGACUGGCAGAAAAGUUAGAGGCCGAGGAUCGCGCGAAAAGGGAGAACGCAGACAAAACACUCAACGCGUUGAAACUACAAGCGGAUGAUCUUGCCGAGGUUGAUUUCACAGUCCAAGGCAAGGUCGGCAGUUGUGGAAACUGCAGUCUAGGGGAUGCCUUCCGCUGCGACGGAUGUCCAUAUAUCGGGCUCCCAGCUUUCAAGCCUGGCGAGGAGGUGCGCCUCUUGAACAAUGACAUUCAAUUGUAA
Molecule: messenger RNA, 987 nt
Organism: Exophiala aquamarina CBS 119918
Lineage: Eukaryota; Fungi; Ascomycota; Eurotiomycetes; Chaetothyriales; Herpotrichiellaceae
Exons: 3
Coding region: 1-987 (328 amino acids)
Biological process (GO): iron-sulfur cluster assembly
Cellular component (GO): cytoplasm
Molecular function (GO): iron-sulfur cluster binding
Source: RefSeq, a predicted model, not a curated record